Coregonus sp. 'balchen' is the source of this 955-nucleotide messenger RNA. The record is from the annotation of a GenBank genome assembly. NCBI's taxonomy places the organism in Eukaryota, Metazoa, Chordata, Actinopteri, Salmoniformes, Salmonidae.
AUGCCAUUCUUUGGCAUCGUGACCAACGCGGUGAUGCUGAACAGCAUCAGCAUCCUGUCCUCUAUCUUCCAGGUGGGCGCUCAGUGUGUUGCGAGUGAGAGGAUGCGAUUCAUAGUGCCCCCGAUCAUCUCAAUAGUCCUCACACUGUCAGGCUACGUGCUCUUCAUCCUCAGUUCCCUGCUGGUGAGAGAAGAUGGGGAGAUGGUCAUCUGGAUCGGACUGGCAAUAGUGGCGACCAUCUUUGUUUCACUAAACUGGUGGGAGAACUACAGCACCCUCUUUGAAAGCUCCUUCCUAAACAGUAUAUCUGAAGACAUGGCGAGAUCAAGGAAUGUGGUGGAGUAUCCUCUCCAGUCUGGUCCGGAUCCUGGUCACGGCGGCCGUGGUGGGGGCGUACGUCCCUCUGUCUGGCAGAGACUGGACAACGGUGACGUCAGUUCCAGAGAACGUGCGGUUCCUGAUCUUGGUGGCCGUCCAGAUAGCGUCAUCCGCUCUGUGCCAUUGGUUCGUGGUGGUGGCCUGCAAAAUGCACGCCAUGCGGCGGAGCUUCCUUCUACCCAUUUACCUGGCCUCCGUAGGUGUUCUGGCACCUUUCAUAGCUCCUGCCAUUAUCUUCUUCCAGACCUCCAGUGACUCCAGAGGUGCUAACUACACCAUCACAGAGUACUGCGAUGACAUCACAUAUGGCAGGGGCCUAAGCGGCGAUGCAGUGUGGUUCGAGAAGCUAGUCAGGGACAUCACUCAAACCCUCUGUCCCCAGGACAUGACCAACCGAACAGAAAUGGGCCUCUUGGGAAGCUCCGCACUCUGCUGGUGGUUGGGUUGGAUGCUGUGCACUAUGUACAUCUGGUUCCUCCAGGAUCAGCGCAUCGAGAGGACCCAGGACCUGUUUGUGCGGAGGAUGUACGAGGGGCCCUUUCUGGAAGCAGUCCACACUGCUCAACACACGUUUUGA